UGUGCAAAUGUGUCAAUGCGACUUUUCAAAGAUCACUUAACAAAACUUGCAACUUGGUUUCGCACUAAUUUCCCAAGCUGUUGCAACGAUAACCAAGGCACAAAUCCAGUAAUUCAAGGAGUGCUGUUCUAUUUAGUUGGAUUACUGCUAGGCGCGCUUUUCUGGAAAUAUGUCCUGGACAACAUUGGCCUGCCGCUCAGUAUUCAUUUCGUUCUUGGACUUGGCAUAUCAUUACUUUUAGGCUUUGGAUGUGCCCUAUCGACGCAAUUCCGCUGCUUCAGUUUGCUGUGUCUGGUAGCAUUCCUGGGAAAAGCCGGCCGAGGUCUGUUGAAGGCUGUCGUGUUCAGCUGCGUGUUGACGGGACCAAUCAACAAUAUUUGCCUGAACGCCGGUGAGGUCGUUCGACUGUUUACCUGUUCGGCCGUUUUGAUAUACAAUUUGAAUCUGGCGAGAGUCGAUCUGAUGACAAAACCGUUCCAAGUUGCGUUGAAUAUUAGUAAGGACCACUUUAUUCGGGAAGAGUUUGAGGUUCUGACGAACAUUACCGAACCGAUCAAGCUUGAAGUGGAAGGUGUUGUCGAUGGUCGAAUGAAACGCGAGACAGCGGCCGAUUACCGGGAAAGCUACAAACGAAAGCUGAAUGCUCGUUGCAGAGCUCAGCUGGACCAUGUUCUUAAACGGUGCAAAGAAGCACUGAAAGAGGUCUACGAUGAAUGUCAUCGAGUACUACCGAUAUUGGUGAGGUCCAUGCUAUGCUGGCCGUUAAAGAUUGACAAUAUUUGCAGUACAGAACAGCUGUUUGGAAAAAGGGAAAAUGUAUGCUCCUCGGAUCGUGUUGUCUAUUCGAGGUUUGGCGAAGACUACAUGAAUCUGAAACGAUCUGAGCGGAGUUUCGUUGAAGAUCUUAUGCAGAUACAGAUCACUUUUGAGAUCUUUGACAAAGAACAUCACGAAGGAUACCUACAAGCUCAAGAAACCAGCAGGGAGGUUGUCCUGCAGUUCGAGCAGGAAAAGGAGAAAAUUGAUCUCACCGUUUAUGUUCUGGAGAAGAUGUUGGCGUUCGUGUUUAUAAGGGUCAUUGUGAGAGCCAUGGUGUACCACCAGAACUACCUGAAAAAGAUUGACUUCCAGAAUCAUUACAUUGGCAAACACUUUUUGCGGAUUGAUUCACGCAGGAAACAAGCAGGAAAAUUGGGAGUACUUCCUCUGCGUUACCUGGAGAGUCCUCACUACGUGGAUUUGGACCUGGUGGAAUGUUCUCGUACAGAGUUGAAAAGUAUUCUGAGCUACUCGAUAUCUUUGAUAUUCAUGAUUAUUGCCGUUACAUUUUUCUUGUUGGUGGAUAACGUAUUUUACAAAACCUUGAACAUUGUAGCGAAGAACGCCCAAGUGGAGUUCGAACAGCAGGGCUAUCACGACGUCAACAUUACCGUUAUCGGAUCGGGAUUGAUUGCCAAGAUGUUGCGCCUAUCGCUGGAAGGUUUUGAAACUCAGGCAAGGUUAAACACAACAUCAUCCAUUGAUCAGUGCCUUCCAAAUCCUUCCAAACUAUCAUCGUGGAUUAUCGUGAAAAUCUACCUACUCUUUCUGGCUAUAGUGAUACUAACCUGUUACGAAGCGAUCAUCAACCGAUUGCGCAGGUUCAUCUGUGCCAGGUUCUACCCAAAGCGUGAGAAACAACGAGUGCUGUAUCUGUACAAUCAACUCCUGAGAAGAAGGAAAGGAUACUUCAAGUUUUUGCUGGACCGAAUGCUGCAGACCCUUCGUCGGCGGAAGUACAGUGCGAGGCUGGACUUUUUGAACCGUUUGGUCUUCUACUACCCCACGUGCUUCCUUUGGAUCAAAUUGCUCCACCGGAAGUCCUGCAGUAUAUGUGAAGUCAAAAAGCCAAAACGGUUCCACGAUUGUAUCAGCUACAAGUGCUUCCUGACCUAUUGUGAUGAGUGCUGGCAUGAUUUGGACGAAACGUGCCCGAUCUGCGCCGAAGAUUCCAACCUUGCCCAUGAAAACUGUGCUGCAGAUCAUUAGCUGUAAAAAAAAUCAAUCCAACAUCCAA
Messenger RNA from Culex pipiens pallens (northern house mosquito), 2056 nucleotides. It is a transcript of the gene snky, whose product is annotated as protein sneaky. The coding region runs from base 16 to 2028 and encodes 670 amino acids. The record is from RefSeq and is a predicted model, not a curated record. Gene Ontology annotation, cellular component: membrane. NCBI's taxonomy places the organism in Eukaryota, Metazoa, Arthropoda, Insecta, Diptera, Culicidae. The transcript has 3 exons.